AUGGCCACUAGAAACAGCCUUGACGAUGAGGCAGGGCAUAUUGACUUCCAAGCAGCCAGAAUAUCAGAUGCCCCUCCAAUACUCUCACCGGUGACCUCCUUUCCUCCGUUGCAUGCCCAUAUGGCGGCCGACCUCGUGCCGUCCAUCGCAAUCGACCCCAUUGCGUUGAUCACGACAGAAUGCAUUACCAUCACCUCAGCUAUGCGCAAACAUGCGCGCUGGUCACAAUCUUCGGUGUCAGCCAUCCUCGGCGGAGGCGCCUCUCGAGCCCAAGAGAAGGAAAUCCAACGCUCGGGCUCGCAGAGUCGUCGUGGAGGAGGAAAAGGCCCAGGCCCCGUCAUAUCAGACCCGGGAAAGGCGAGGCUCAGUGUCCCCAACGCGUCCGACGAUGAGAAUGUUAGUCUGGCCAGUCGAUGGGGGCUGCGGGGGAAGAAGGGAAAGAGCUUGCAGGACAAUCCUCUUCUCUCGGCCUUUGCCCGCCUGAGGAGAGAUCUGGCCGGCUGCAGGGAUGUGUCCACCGUCGAUGCACCUGAGCUGCUGCACCCCUUUCUACAGGUCAUACGGAGCUCGUCAACAAGUGCGACUAUUACGAGUUUGGCGGUCAUCUCCAUCACCAAAUUCCUCUCCUACAACAUCAUCACAAUGCAGAGCCCUAGGAUUGCGCUGGCUAUGCAUCUGCUCAGUGCGGCCAUCACACACUGUCGCUUUGAAGCCAGUGACACAUCGGCUGACGAGGUGGUUUUGCUGAGGAUACUGAGGUUGAUGGAGAGUGUCAUUUCACGACCAGAGGGACAGCUGCUGGGCGAUGAGAGCAUUUGCGAGAUGAUGAGUACGGGGUUGAGCAUGUGUUGUCAGGCCCGGCUGUCCGAGGUACUCCGGAGGUCAGCCGAGAUGGCCAUGGUCACCAUGUGCCAGGUCGUCUUCGGCCGACUGAAGUCCUUGAAGGUCGAAGAAGUUCCUCAGACUAGGAGUCGAUCGAACACGAAGACCACACUGUUGAGUGGGGCGGACGAGCUCAAGAUCGAACCCCCCAUGACUGGCAGUGUCAUGGGGAACGGUGAACUUGAACGGCCCAGCUCCGACGUCGAGGGUCGGGCUAGUGCUGAGCCUGGGACUGAACCAAGAGAUCCGUCUGCUGUUCCACAAACAACCGUGCCCGCCAUCGCGGAGAACGAGUUUGAGAAUGUCGAACCUUACUCUUUACCAUCUAUCAAGGAGCUUUUCCGGGUCUUGAUUGGGCUGCUUGACCCACACGAUAAGGCUCAUACUGAUCCAAUGCGAAUCAUGGCUUUACGGAUCAUUGAUGUCGCCCUGGAGGUCGCCGGGCCUUCUAUAGCUCGACAACCUACUCUUGCGGUGUUUGUGCAAGACGAUCUUUGUCAACAUUUGUUUCAGCUCGUCCGAUCGGACAACAUGUUUCUCUUGCACAGCUCCCUACGCGUUGCAGGCACAUUGCUCACCACCUGCCGGCCGUUGCUAAAACUACAGCAGGAGUUAUUUCUAUCCUACUUAGUGGCGUGCCUGCAUCCCCGUGUUGAUAUCCCUCAAGAGCCAGGGAUCGACCCAUCCCUAUAUGAAGGAGUACCCCAAGCUCCGAAGCUGGUCAAGCCUAGUCCUUCUCAACCCAGCAGUGGUAGGUCCACGCCUGUACCAAUCAAGGACCGGCAAAAGUUGGGGCUUGAAGGGGGAUCCAGAAGGCCUGAAGCUCGAGAAGCCAUGGUCGAAGCUGUCGGGACUUUGGUGAGGAUACCGACUUUCAUGGUGGAGCUUUUCUUGAAUUACGAUUGUGACGUCGACAGACAAGAUCUCUGCGAAGACAUGGUUGGCUUGUUAUCGAGAAAUGCGUUUCCGGACUCGGCUACCUGGAGCACAACCAAUGUUCCCCCUUUGUGCCUCGACUCAUUGUUGAAUUUUGUGUCAUUUAUGGCUGAGAGGCUCCAUCAGCCGACACCGGAGGGAGCAGACCGAAGGAUAGAAAAGAUACGACAGCAAAGAGUACAGAAAAAGAUCAUCAAAAGUGGUGCUACACAAUUUAAUGACGACCCAAAAGCAGGCGUGGCCUUUCUGGUGAAAAAUGGGGUCAUCAAAGAUCCCGACGAUCCCCUGCAGAUUGCACAGUUCUUGAAGGGAACCUCGUACGUCUCCAAGAAAGUCCUCGGAGAUUUCAUUACCAAGAAAUCAAAUGUUCGACUCUUGACAGCAUUUAUUGGUUUGUUCAAGUUCGAAAACAAGAGGAUAGAUGAAGCUCUUCGUGAAUUACUUGGAUCUUUCCGUCUUCCUGGCGAAUCAGCUUUGAUCGAGCGAAUUGUCAGUACAUUUACUGAGAAAUACUGCGAGGAAGCAGCUCCUGAAGAUAUUGAAGAUAAGGACGCCGCUUUCGUCCUCUCAUAUGCUAUCAUUAUGUUAAACACCGAUCUUUACAACCCAAAUGCCUCAAAGGGGCAGAAGCGGAUGACAGCCGAGGACUUCGGGAAGAACCUUCGUGGAGUCAAUUCGGGCAAGGAUUUUCCUCCAGAGUUUCUCCAAGAGAUUUACGAUGCCAUUAAAGAGAACGAGAUUAUCCUCCCUGACGAACAUGACAAUAAGCAUGCGUUUGAAUAUGCUUGGAAGGAGCUAUUGAUGAAGACGACCGAUGCUGGUGACCUCGAGUUAUGCAACACAAAUGCCUUUGAUGCAGAAAUGUUCAAAGCGACUUGGAAACCGAUCAUUGCGACGCUAUGCUAUGUCUUCAUGUCGGCUUCCGAUGAUGCAGUCUUCUCUCGCGUGGUUGUGGGUUUCGAUCAAUGUGCUCAGAUCGCCGCCAAGCAUGGGAUUACUGAAGCGUUUGAUCGGAUCAUCUACAGCAUCAGCCAAAUUAGUGGUCUGGCCGCAGAAGUUCCUCCCAGCACAUCGUUGAACACGGAGGUCCAAGUCGGAAAGAAGAGGGUAAUGGUCAGUGAGAUGGCAGUGCGACUUGGACGUGACUUCAAAGCGCAGUUGUCGACGGUCCUCUUGUUCAGGAUAUUGUCCGGAAACGAAGACGCCGUCAGCGCCACGUGGAUUUACGUUGUGAGAAUUCUGAGGAAUCUUUUCGUUAAUUCGUUGAUCACAUUGCCGACAAUUGAAGGCAGCCGACUUUCGGCGCUUGAAGCUAUUCCCCUACAACCUCCGUCACAGGUGAUCGAUAGGGAUGGAAGGCUGAGCGACAGUGGCAUCUUCUCGACGUUCACAUCCUAUCUUUCCAGCUAUGCUGCCGAUGACCCUCCAGAGCCAUCUGAAGAGGAGCUCGAGAACACUCUGAGCUCGGUUGAUUGCGUCACAGCAUGUAAUGUCGAUGGUGUCUUGCGACACAUUGCUGCUCUACCUCCGGCUCAGAUCAAAUCUCUAGUCGCUGCUCUUCUGUCACAGAUGGACGAGUCAUCCCCAGUUGUUACGGUCAAACCAGAGCGCCCCAUCCCUGUGACGGUAAGGGUUAACGGACACCGUAUGCCCAAGGCAGGACCAGAAUACGACCCGGGCACAUUGUUCCUUCUCGAAUAUGCGACGCUACUUACGCUGAGGGACGAAGAGACAAUAGCUGCUGCCGGCGAGGGUUUGACUGGAAUCCUCCAAAAUUAUGUUCGGGAUGCUACCAAUUUGCACCCACUUGCAGCAUCAAGAGUCGUCCAUUAUCUCCUGGAGUUGUUACGUCACAGCUAUGUAAGUGAUAUAUCAUUCAGGAAUUCCGCGGAAACUGACAUCGAGCAGACCCACGAUUUCAUGCGUGCACCAGUGGUCAUGCAUGCUAUCUCAAGUUUCGACGACAACGUGCUCGACCGAACUGCCCCCACUGUCAUGCAGGGCCUGGCUCGUAUCAUAUCCCAGCCAGAUUCUCUACGGAAUGAAGUCACUAAAUCACCGGAUUUCUGGUCUACCUUACAAAGGCUCCACCAGCACAAGACUGAGGCCGAGCAUGUAUUCGAGAUCUUGACUACCCUUGCCACUUCUCGGCCUACGGCGCUGACGGCAGAUAAUUACGAAGCCACAAUCUCUCUUGCUAACGACUUCGCAUCCGCCGGCUCUAUUGGAUCCAUCCAGGAGAAGCGGAAAGACUUUGCUGCCAAGCGAGGCCAUCAGGCCAAACCUGCUAGACCCGAGGAUAUCAUCGUUGUACAGCGUGCAAACAAAGCCAUUGGGCUCAUUUACCAGCUCACAGAUCUAACGCCGUCUUUAAUCGAACAAUCUCAUCUCGAACGUCGGGAGGCAUGGGCGGCAGACUGGAGCCCCGUCUUCCGCGCCCUAUGCGCGCAGUGUGUCAAUCCUUGCCGCGAAGUCCGUCAUCGGGCUCUAUCCGCCCUCCAACGGGUUCUUCUGGCUGAAAACGUCGCUGACAAAGAGGACCAUACAGAAUGGACUGCUAUUUUCGACGAAGUCCUGUUCCCCCUCACGCUACGUCUGCUAAAGCCGGAAAUCUACCAGCUCGACCCCGUGGGAAUGAACGAAACCCGAGCACAGGCGGCAAGUAUUCUGUGCAAGAUCUUCCUGCGCUACCUCGAACGACUGGCCAACUGUGGCCGUUUGCCCGAUAUUUGGGUCAAGGUGCUUGAGCUGCUCGAUCGCCUGAUGAAUGCGGGCACCGAGACUGAUGCACUGGCUGAAGCUGUCAGAGAAGGAGUCAAGAACGUUCUGCUAGUUAUGGAUGGCACGGGCUACCUGGAACGAGACGGCAAUCCUGCAGGUGUGGCUCCACCCCAUAUCGAAGUGCCACAGCCCACAUCAUUAGCACCUGGUGGUGGAGAUGUCGCCAGCAAUGAGCCAGAGGACGAAGACGAAGACCGAAACGAAGCUGAUGAGGCUGGAGACCAUAGCGGAGAAAACACUAAGCACGCCCAGCAGGGUAAGAACACAGCGCAACCUGCGAAAAUCAUGGUGUGGCAAGAGACCAACAGGCGCUUGGAUCGGUUCCUACCGGGCCUCAUGGAAGAGCUGUUUCCUGCUCCUUCCCCCCCUGCUCCUGCUCCUGCUGAUGAUGUGCCGGAGCAGCAGCAGCAGCAGCAGCAAGAAGGAGUUGAGCCAGGGAGUACGAUGGUGCCGGUUCGUGGUGGUCAUCCCCGCUAG
Messenger RNA from Exophiala aquamarina CBS 119918, 5076 nucleotides. RefSeq lists its product as uncharacterized. The transcript has a single exon. NCBI's taxonomy places the organism in Eukaryota, Fungi, Ascomycota, Eurotiomycetes, Chaetothyriales, Herpotrichiellaceae. The record is from RefSeq and is a predicted model, not a curated record. Gene Ontology annotation, molecular function: guanyl-nucleotide exchange factor activity. Gene Ontology annotation, biological process: regulation of ARF protein signal transduction. The coding region runs from base 1 to 5076 and encodes 1691 amino acids.